Messenger RNA from Penicillium chermesinum, 624 nucleotides. RefSeq lists its product as uncharacterized. The transcript is spliced from 2 exons. NCBI's taxonomy places the organism in Eukaryota, Fungi, Ascomycota, Eurotiomycetes, Eurotiales, Aspergillaceae. Bases 1 to 624 code for a protein of 207 amino acids. The record is from RefSeq and is a predicted model, not a curated record.
AUGCCAGCCCAAGAUCGGGAUGAUACUCCCCGUGAUCGGGAACUGGUGCGCCAACAACUGACCCAUAGCGAGUCCCGGCUCUCAGUUCCAAUGUGGGAUAGUUCUGACCCAGAGCGAGCACCACCACCAUUGCCCAUGAACCCUCGCUCCAUGAGCCCUGCGACAAAAAACAACGUGUCGCCAAAUAUCCAGGCCGUGGCAGCCAAGUUUACAGACAAGCCGAGCGAAAAUGCUCCGAGCUCCUACACAACCAACCCAAUGCCCCACAAGACUGGUUCUCCAGAACGGUCAUUAGUAAAGGGCUAUCACAAGCGCAUGCAGUCGCUUCAGCCGUCUGACACCAAGCACAAUGCACGAGCGGAGUUUCUGAAUUACUUGGAAAGCAGAUCGCCAGAACGGCCUCUGCGUGCGACUAUUGUCGACUCGGCGAUCAAGCCCGUCGAAGUACCCAAAGCCCCAGGGUCCCCUCCGCGUCCUUCAUCAGAACGAGGACUUCCAAGCUAUGUGUCCAGCCGUUAUCUGUCCAAACCAAUCCUCGGAGAGAGCACACCGCCAUCGGCAACUAUGCUCGCUCUACAAAACAUGCAACUACCCGCCGACGAUGACCCCCCCAUCGCCCUCUAA